This is a messenger RNA of Macrosiphum euphorbiae (potato aphid), 642 nucleotides long. NCBI's taxonomy places the organism in Eukaryota, Metazoa, Arthropoda, Insecta, Hemiptera, Aphididae. The record is from the annotation of a GenBank genome assembly.
AUGGAUACAGUGAUUUGUAAACUAGAACAACGUUUUGCUAAACACGCUGAAAUAUGUUCAGAUUUUACAUGCUUAGAUCCUCGUCAAUUUUCAAAACCAUUGCCCACAACUGCUCUUUUCAAACUUAGUAAAUUUCUUGGAUUAGAAAAUACUAAUAUUUUAAGGGAAGAAUUUCUAGAUUUUACCAAAAAAUGGGAUAAGCUUAAAUUAAAUUUACCUGAAGUAUAUGCAAGUUAUAGAAGUGAUGAGGAAAAUGAACUUCCAGAAUUAGAUUUAGAAUGUUUGCAAGAAAAUGAGUUUGAACAAAACCUAUGCAAAACAAAUAUACGGUGUUUAAAUUGUUUUCUUUGCUGUUUUAAUGUAUUGUUUAAAUAUAGAUUAUAUGUUAAAGCAUAUAGCAAUUUAUUUUUAGCCUAUAUGUAUAUUUCAACACUAUCAUGCACUCAGGUAGGCUGUGAAAAGAGUUUUUCUACCUUAAGUUUUAUUAAAAACCUACUUAAAAACCGUCUAUCGAUGGAAAAUCUAGAUGCAUGGAUGUUAAUGCAUUUAAAUAAAGAUAUUUUGGAAACAUUAACAUAUGAAAACAUUAUUGAGGAAGUGAUAAAACAUAGCUCAGUAUUCAAAAAAAUGUUGGUUGUUUAA